AGCACACCUCUUUCCACCGCUAAGUGGUUUCUCAAAAAGGUAUUUUACAUUACUCGGUUUCAUUAAUUACAUUUACUAAAGUCAUCAAAAUACCAGUAGAUCUUUGUUUUUUAAGCGAAUCAGUAUAAAAACAGCGAACAGAAUAAUAAAGUUAGUAGUGUUCUCAAAAUGCUUCUUAGGUUUGGAGGUGUUCUGGCUUUUGCUAUUGUGGUGUGCUUGACGAUUGUUUUUGCAGCACCCUCUAGCAGUAGUCACGAAAGUAAAUUGACUAACGGGAAUGAGGAUCAUGAUAGUCUUAAGCCGCAACUAAUUCUGGCUCUAAGGACUAAACGCUCUCCAGCUCCAGUUGCCUUUGGAGGAAAAGGAGGUGGUGGAGGUUUUGGAGGAGGCGGUGGAUUUGGUGGUGGAGGUGGCGGAGGAUUUGGAGGUGGCGGAGGAUUUGGGGGUGGUGGAGGUUUCGGAAAAGGCGGUGGAUUUGGAGGUGGCUUUGGCGGUGGAGGCGGAAAAGGUGGUAAAGGUCACGGUGGAUGCGGUUACUGUGGCAAAAAAUAACGUGCUAUGAAUUUAUCUUUAAUUUAAUCGAUUACAAAUUUUUCUUAUUGGAUUUUGAAAAAAAAUACUAAUAAAAUUUUAUAUUUGUAAA
Messenger RNA from Anthonomus grandis grandis, 643 nucleotides. RefSeq lists its product as uncharacterized. The record is from RefSeq and is a predicted model, not a curated record. The coding region runs from base 169 to 552 and encodes 127 amino acids. The transcript is spliced from 3 exons. Lineage: Eukaryota; Metazoa; Arthropoda; Insecta; Coleoptera; Curculionidae.